This is a messenger RNA of Plodia interpunctella (Indianmeal moth), 2764 nucleotides long. RefSeq lists its product as uncharacterized. NCBI's taxonomy places the organism in Eukaryota, Metazoa, Arthropoda, Insecta, Lepidoptera, Pyralidae. The coding region runs from base 40 to 2106 and encodes 688 amino acids. The record is from RefSeq and is a predicted model, not a curated record. The transcript has a single exon.
GCCAUAACAAGCCCGCGUCAUGACUCUGCGGCUGCCGAGAUGAUCUUCUUUGUCCUGCUCGCGUGCCUCACCACCACCACCACCAUAGCCGACAACAAUUCCACCAAAGAUGCAACAACAGAACUCCCAACUACCACCAAAGAAAUCUUGAAAGCGAGCGAAACUGGCGACCCAUCUAAAGUCGAAAUUGUCAAACAAAUUCGGAGGUUAAACGAUGAUGGAUCCUACACUAUCGGAUAUGAAGCCGAUGACGGGACCUUCAAAAUCGAGAGUAGGGAUGUUUUGGGCAAUGUCAAAGGAACCUUUGGGUAUAUUGAUCAGGAUGGAGAGAUUAAACGAGUGACGUAUUCAUCGUCGAGUGACAGCACGCCGGUGCCAGUGACCACGACUACUACCACUCCUACGCCAAUGAUGGUAGUUAGGAUGAACAAAACAGUUUCGUCAACAACAAGAAGGCCACUUGCAACGGUUGUGUAUCCAACAAGAAGUAGCUACACUACAAGAGGUACGGUGAUACAGAAUAUACCUAGGAGAAGAUUAUAUCCCAGUUCAACAAGACCUGGAGUGAAUGCAGUUGAAACUACAACUGAAAAACAAAAGGCUGAAGAAACAACAAGUAAUAUACUCAACUUAUACAAGCCCAAAUCGGACGACAGUGUAAAAUCUAGGACUCAAAUUUUAAAACCGAUGGGAACAGCGAAUGAUGAUUUAAUAACAAAACAAACAACUACUAAAAUACCUUCAACAGUGAAGCCUGUAUAUGAGCAUGUCACUGAAAAAGAACCUGAAAGCGAUCCAAAUAAAGCCAACACGAUUCGACGGGAACUAUCUGAGACCAGUCCUAAUCCACGUAUGAUUAGCUUACAGCAAUCUGUUGGAGAUGAUUCAACAGAUGUGUAUGGAAGCCAUCUAUCUCUUGGAACAGUGCGUCCUCUAUUUACAACGACAACGCCUCGGGCGAGACUCGUGCCUAUUCAUUCUCUAGUAGCGGCGAGACAAAAAAUUCAGCAGCAGUUUCAACAAGCAUCGAGUCAGGAUCAAGAAACAACUAUCGAAGCUAGCACAGGCCGUGUUUUUGAUCAAGAAAACGUAGUGACUUCAAAUCCAGUGCCGGUAGUUCACAUUCCUGAUCGGGAUACAGACGAGAAUAUUUAUCAACAACAUAUUUAUAGAAGACCUCCGGCGCAAGUUCAUUUUCGUACAAAUGAGUAUCUAAAAGACAACCCUGGAGCUCCAGUACCUAUCGGAAACCAGCGGCCCUUUCUCUACGAGUACCAGAACAAAAUACUGGAGCCUCAGUUCGUAAGGGAAACCACACCGGCUCCGCAGACCAAAGCAACAACUCCUGAAGCUGUAACAAUAUUACGACAUACUGAAGCACCUUACGAGGUAAGGCCAGUGACUCGUAUUAUUCCUAUACCAGUUGAUGAAAGAGGGGUACCUAUACAAGGUUAUCAGGCAAGACUAGUGAAUCCUUAUCGUGUCCAGCAUCAGACUUUAUUCCAACCGCGUUAUGAUCCAAUAGAUGAAAUGAAUUCUAUAUCAGCUCCAGUUAGCACUCGAGAUUUAAAACGCUUGCUACAGAUUUUAAUUUUGAGACAGAAUAGAUUGCAAGCUUUAAUGGAUCAGAUAGUCGCUCCUGGACCUCCAUACCAACCUCUGCCGUUGUUCAGACAGGAGCCGCAGUAUUACAACAGGUAUGAAAACGCUCGGCAAUACCCCGAGGACGAGCGAUACGAUUACCGAUAUGAUCAGCAGUAUCGACAACAAGAAAUGUAUACAAAUCAGGUGCAAAAUUAUGAUAAUCCUCAAUACGAAAGCCAGCGUUAUGUUCCUAGAAGACGCAUGUACACCAGGGCUUAUGAUAAUACUGGUUCUUCUUCAAACCGUGUCGAAGAGGGUCCUGAAUUUCUUCCACCUGAAAUUAGAGAAGCUCUUCUUCUGAAGAUGUUGAUGUUAGCGAUAAGUCCCGAUUUCAUGCCAACACCGGCGCCACCUACCGAACUGACCACCGCAGCUCCGAUGAGGAAACAAGUGAGGAAUGUGCAGAUUCUUGGAGAAGAAGGCUCCAUGGACGAAGCCAAGAGGGCCAUGCAAAGGCAGUAAGGUAUUUAUUAACAGGCUUGUUUUAAUUAAUUACUUACCGGAAUAAUAAAUGAAAUGGCGAGGAUCUUUAAAAUUAUUUUAUUGUUUAUUUCUUUAUCGGCCAGUAAUCGUAAUAAUUAUAAUGAAUAACUAUUAGUAGUUGUUGUAUCUGUGUAGUUAUAUCUAAAAAAAUGUUGGUAAAUAUGCCCAGAAUAUAUCUAACUAGUAUAUGGAAUUUGUUUAUCGAAAAAUCGGAAGAUUACUUGAGACGAGUGAGAAAUAAGCUUAGUGUUUGCAUGGCGCCGUCGCAAUAUAAUACUCAUAAUUGUAAUGUAAAUAUUUUGUAAGUUUGUAGUAAUGAAUUUUAAACUGAACAGUAGUUUUAUUAUAACUAUUAUUCCCGCAGAAUAUCGUAAUCGCAUCUGUGAAGUAAUCACAUGACAACUGCAAAAUCGCAUCUUAUUAAAAUUAACAAGUGUGUGAAAAUAUGCUUUGUUAUAUUAAAAUUUAAACCUAUUUAUGAAAACUCUUAAAUAAUCUCGGAUUUCGAAGACAAAAAACACAAAUUAAAAGGAAAAUAUUUUUCAUGCUUGCUAGUUAGUUAGUCAGUCAUAAAAUUCAAGCUUUGUGUAGCCUACUGUUUUUUAAUUUUUAGUUUUUAGAAAUCUAGUCGAUAAUA